Molecule: messenger RNA, 477 nt
Organism: Ceraceosorus bombacis
Lineage: Eukaryota; Fungi; Basidiomycota; Exobasidiomycetes; Ceraceosorales; Ceraceosoraceae
Source: the annotation of a GenBank genome assembly
AUGGAAGCUCCCUUGCAAGAAACCUUCCCUAGGGCCUUGCGUGAUGUGAGUCAGGCUCGCACAGAGUGCUGAAGAUGGUACGGAAACUGACUCUGCACUUCAUGGCCCCAGCUUGAGGACAAAUUGGUGGACAUCAAACGUCAGGUCGAGCUCCUGGAGUCCCAGCUGCAAUUUGAAUCAGACUUGCAACAAAGAAUUCAACGGCAGAUGAACAACCUCCUCGACUCCCUUCUCGCAUCUCAUCAAUACAGCGGCCGACAGGCCGACAGAGUGACUGACUUGGCGUGCGAGGUCCGCAGACUGAGAGACAUGGAAGGACCUACAGCCUCUAGGUGAGUCAACGCUUAUGCAAGAGGAGCAGGAAAGGAUUGUGAGAUUCGCAUUAGUCUCGAGCUGACUCGGGAUCUCUUCAGUGGAAGCCCUGCCCAAGCACGUUCUACUGAAGCAGGUUCUAGCCAAGCACGUUCGGGACCUUGA